AUGUCGUUUGUCAAGCUCAGCAUCUUCGGCACAUCGUUCGAGGUAACGACUCGCUAUGUUGAUCUUCAACCGGUGGGAAUGGGUGCCUUUGGCUUGGUGUGUUCCGCCAAAGACCAACUCAAAGGAACCUCAGUCGCUAUCAAGAAGAUUAUGAAGCCGUUCAGUACCCCUGUGCUGGCCAAGCGGACGUAUCGUGAGCUCAAGCUGCUGAAACACAUCCAACACGAAAACAUCAUCAGCCUGAACGACGUAUUCAUCUCGCCGCUGGAGGAUCUUUACUUCGUCACCGAGCUAUUAGGGACUGACUUGCAUCGCUUAUUGAGUUCGCGGCCAUUAGAGAAGCAGUUUAUUCAAUACUUCUUGUACCAAAUCUUGCGAGGAUUGAAAUACGUACAUUCAGCUGGUGUAGUCCAUCGCGAUCUAAAACCGAGCAAUAUCCUCGUGAACGAGAAUUGCGAUCUUAGGAUAUGCGACUUUGGACUUGCUCGAAUCCAAGACCCCCAAAUGACGGGAUACGUAUCAACGCGUUACUACCGUGCCCCCGAAAUCAUGUUGACAUGGCAAAAAUACGACGUCGCUGUUGACAUCUGGAGUACAGGCUGCAUAUUCGCAGAGAUGUUGGAAGGAAAGCCUCUCUUCCCUGGCAAAGAUCACGUCAACCAAUUUUCUAUCAUAACCGAAUUAUUGGGAACGCCUCCCGAUGAUGUCAUCAAAACCAUCUGCAGUGAAAACACGCUUCGCUUCGUGCAAAGUCUGCCAAAGCGAGAGCGGGUGCCGUUCAGCCAGAAACUCCGGACGACAGAUCCAGAUGCUCUCGAUCUACUGGAGAAGAUGCUUGUCUUCGAUCCUAGGAAACGGAUUGAUGCUACCGAGUCGUUAGGCCAUACAUACGUUGCGCCAUACCACGACCCCACAGACGAGCCCAUUGCGGAAUUGAAGUUCGACUGGAGUUUCAACGACGCAGAUUUACCCGUCGACACAUGGAAGGUCAUGAUGUACAGUGAAAUCCUAGAUUUCCAUCAAGUCGGUGAGCAAAAACCUAAUGACUUGACGACCACUGCUGGAGGUGUCCCCGAAGGUGCACUGGCAGGCCCGGAAGAGGAGGCGGUCCCAGAAGCCGCGUCACCAGCGGAACCGAAAUCCGAGUAA
Messenger RNA from Pleurotus ostreatus (oyster mushroom), 1149 nucleotides. RefSeq names its product MAPK protein hog1 (gene HOG1). Gene Ontology annotation, cellular component: cytoplasm; nucleus. NCBI's taxonomy places the organism in Eukaryota, Fungi, Basidiomycota, Agaricomycetes, Agaricales, Pleurotaceae. The transcript has 13 exons. The coding region runs from base 1 to 1149 and encodes 382 amino acids. Gene Ontology annotation, molecular function: ATP binding; MAP kinase activity. Gene Ontology annotation, biological process: stress-activated MAPK cascade; osmosensory signaling pathway; protein phosphorylation. The record is from RefSeq and is a predicted model, not a curated record.